Messenger RNA from Trichobilharzia szidati, 1101 nucleotides. The record is from the annotation of a GenBank genome assembly. Lineage: Eukaryota; Metazoa; Platyhelminthes; Trematoda; Strigeidida; Schistosomatidae.
AUGUUAAGUUUGCAGAGCGAAAUAUUAUGGCAGGACAGAGAAAUACGCUUUGAUGCUCCAACUCGUGAUUUAAUGCUUAAAAGAGGAGAGAAGGUCCUAAGAAGUUUAACAGGGGUAGAAGAUGUGAAGGGGAAAAAUGGAGACAAAGGUAUACGGGUAAUUUACAAAUUAAUUUGGCCUACAGGUGCUCUGUACAUCACUAACCUGAGAGUGUUGUGGAUUUGCAGUAGCUUAAGACGUAACAGUCUGUCUAUUGGAUUUAACUGCGUUAUAAAUAUUUACUUAAGGAAUGUCACUUUAGAAGUUGCUGGGAAAACAUCAGCAGUGGUUAUACUGACAAAAUUCGCCGGAACCAGAUACGAGUUCAUUUUUGCAGAGGCCGACGUUAACAACUCAAAAAUAUUGGAUUACAUUACUACAAUAUAUAAGUUAUACGACUCAACGCGAAUUUAUCGAGAGUUACGCCUACGUGGAGCUUUAAUGCGAGGGAAUACCUUAAUUUUACUACCAUUAGAAAAUUUGUUCGAUGAUAUAGAUGGAGUAUGGAAUCUUUCUUCAGAUCAAGGCAACCUUGGAAGAUUAUUUGUGACAAAUAUUCGCGUUGUUUGGGUUUCCAUUAUGAAUGAUAAUUUCAACAUAAGCAUCCCAUUCCUACAUAUACAAAUGAUAACAGCAAGGGACUCCAAGUUUGGAGAAGCGCUUGUAUUUCAAACCACAAGACAGGUUGGGUCGUAUCUUCUUGGAUUUCGUAUAGAUCCACGUGAUCGUCUUGUUAAAGUAUUAAAACAACUGGGGAGUUUGCAUAACCUUUACAUAAAGAACCCUGUUCUUGGAAUCGAAAUGAUGUCGAAAAAAGAAGAAAUUACACAUGUGAUCAAAGAUGAAAACGAAAAUGAAGAUGCGGAUACUGAAGAUCAUUACGACAUCCUAUCAACCUAUCUAGCUGAUGUCAGUAAAUUAAAAGGUCGGAAGCCAGUAUACAAUGAAGACCUUGGUCUCGCUGUCGAAAGCUUACCAGAACACUACACAAUUUCUGAUCUAUGGAAAAUAACGUCAAAAGGGAAAAGUGGAAAGGAAAAUGAAACCCAUAAGAAUUCAUGA